Molecule: messenger RNA, 2139 nt
Organism: Arxiozyma heterogenica
Lineage: Eukaryota; Fungi; Ascomycota; Saccharomycetes; Saccharomycetales; Saccharomycetaceae
Gene: SST2
Product: GTPase-activating protein SST2
Exons: 1
Coding region: 1-2139 (712 amino acids)
Biological process (GO): intracellular signal transduction
Source: RefSeq, a predicted model, not a curated record
AUGGAAAUGAGUACUACAAUAACAAAUUUACAUUCACAUUGUCUACAUUACGAUAAUUUAAGAAGGACACCUAAUGGAUUAAUUUUCACAGAAGACCUAGCAACUGUCUAUAGUAUAUUCUUGAUCUGUAUGAAUCUUAAAUCUCAUCCUGAUGAAACAAAAGGAUUGUUUUCCGGAAUUUUCAAGAAGGUUUAUCCAUAUUCCUUCUCUAUGAAGACAGCAAUUAUAACCAUGAAACAUCUAGAGAUAAAGGCAUCCUCAAACGUCACAUGCAUUAAUCUGUCAUACCAUAUUAAAGAACCAUUAGCUAGAUAUCUUCUAAUAACCUUUAUGGAAGCAAAAUUGUUACAUACACCUGCUGAUAGAACUAGAAAUGAACCAAAAGAGAAAGUAUUGUUACAACCUACUCCAAAAGGUGUUGCUAUAUUAACUAAAUAUUGCAAAGAUAUUGGCUUGAAAAAAAUCCCAGAUAUAUUAGUAUCAGAAUUGAAUUCUAUUACACUUUUCAAUUUUGAAAGGAGCUCCAUAACUGAUUCCUUGAUUCAUAGCGAUAAACUUCUGCAUAUUUUGCUAAUAAAAAUAAUGGGUGAUGAACCAAAUAUUUGGACACCUGAUCGGAAACCAGAUAAACUACCUACUUUGUCACAGUUAUUGGAAAAUAGUAAUGAUAUUUUCACAUUUGAAAAUGUGUUUGAUUAUUUUCAUAAGAAAUUUCUUGAACAUCCUAAUCAUACUUCUUUUAAUCAAUUGAAAACAAAUAUUAAAGAUAGUAUAGAAAAAAAAGAUGAAAAAUAUACAGUUAGGGUCAAUACAUUGAAUAAUGAUGAUAUUGAUAGUACAUUUAGUCACAAUAAUAAAGCUAACUGGUUUGAACAAAUUCCAGAAUCUAUAUUAAAUGAUACAGAUAGAAAAUCUCCAUUAUCUCAUAAAUAUUUCACAAAUCCAGACUCAGACGCUCAUGUCCAAUAUUACGCAUCGGAUACCAAUUUAAGAUUAUUUUACAAUAGACAAUUUAUGAAUCCAAAUAUCAAUGUCAAAUAUUGCUUCACAUCCAAAGUACUCUGGCAGUGGCUUAUGGAUUGUACUAAUAUAAUGUAUCCAGGAGAAGCUAUUGCUCUUUCUGCAUUAUUUUUAAAAUUAGGAUUGAUUUGUCCGAUUGUUGGUAAACCAUCUAACGCUAAAAGUGGUAAGUUUUGUAUCAGUCGAUCUUCAUUUUUUACCUUAUCAACUAGAGGUUGGAAUAUAAUUAAUUGGGAUAAUUGUUAUAAAAAAUGUCAAGAUUCUAAUGCAUUAGUUACAAAUGAUAAUAAUAAAGAUUGUAAUGAUGAUAACAAAGACUACAAUGAGAGUGAUAAUGAUUCAAGUGGAAUUCAUGUUAAGGGAAAAGUUGUUGAAAUCGAGAUUAAUUCUGUAGAGUCUAUUAAGACAGUACAAGCAAGUAUUCAAGAUACUAUAAAUCAAGAUAAAUGUAGUGAUUUACCUAAUUUAGAAGAUAUUCUAUCUGAUCCUGGAAUGAGGUAUUUAUUUAGAAAACACUUAGAAAGAGAAUUUUGUGUAGAGAACUUGGAUGUGUAUUUAAUGAUCAGAAAAUUCUUGAAAAGAAUGACAAUCCUAAAAAAAUAUAUCGAUGACAUUGGUUUUAAACCUAUCUAUAAAUAUAAACAAAGAUCUGUCCAUUAUCAAAAGAUAAUAGCUACUAGAGAUUCUGCAUUAUACCAACAAGCUAACGAAUGUUUAGAAAUAGCAUUUCAAAUAUAUUCUUGUUUCAUUAUGAAAGGCGCGCCAUAUCAGUUGAAUUUAGACCAUAAAUUGAGAGAAGAAAUAAGUUUAGUGAUCUUGAGUCCACAUUCCCCUAUAAAAGAAUAUUUUAAUAUAGAAGAGGGAGCUGUUAACACUCUUACUCAAAAUAAUCUCGGAAAUGGAAAAAAUAUAUCAGAGUAUGGAUUAAUUGAAAAAUCCAUGGACACUGUAAAGGACCCAAGAGGCAAUAGGUAUGAUGACAAAAUUUCAAGAAUUUUAUUAAUCUUGAAAGAAUUAUAUCCACUUUUUGAAGAAGUCAGUAUUAUUAUAUAUAGAUUAAUGGAGAUAGACUCGUUAUCGAAAUUCUAUAACUCUAAGGAAUUUGGAAAGCUCAAAUAA